CUUUGUUACAUUUAUGUCAUUUCAGAUUUUCAAAUAAAAAGCAAAGCGUGAGGAAGAGACAGAGGAGCAGCCGAGCCUCUGCCGGUUCGUUCCCCUCACUGUGCAUAGCUGGCUGCGUGCUGCACAUCGCCUUCAUCGGGAGACAAAGCGAGGCAGAGGUAACACAGGAGCGAAUCUACACCUGUCUGUGGAUUUAAAGAGCGACGAAGAGGAUUUGAAAUUGUCAGUGCUGCGACAGGGAUCCGCUCCACACCGCUGGUCAGAUAAGAGAUCCCAGUGGGAACAGGUGUUGCUCCUGACUCACGUAAACUUGAGCAAACAUCAGCGCAGGAGAGCUGGAAGUGCACACAGCCCGAACUCUUCUGCAGAGGGAGUGUUUGCUCAUAGAGGUGGGAUCCUUGUGGCCGGCCCAGAUUGGAAGGACGUACAAAGUUCUGGUGAGAGGUCAGUGAAAGCAGCAGUACCAGUGGAUGGAGAUGAUGUCCAUGCAAAUGAGUGAGGCAGACAGCGUGGUGAAGGUGGCAGAGUGGCAGCAGACUUACUAUGCCACAGACUCUGGCAUCCAAUCGGGAGCUACCACAGUGCAGGAUGACGAGAGCAGCACUGAGUAUAGUGGCAACAAGAAGUACACAAACAGUACUACAACCAGCACUGGCUCUGUACCUGUUAAGGCCACAGUGGGGGGAGGUGGAGACUCAGCAUUCAGUGGAGUAGAUAGCCCAACAGAUUUAGAAGCUCAGUACUCUCUUACCCGGGCUCAGCGGGUCAGGGCUGCUAUGUUUCCAGAGACUCUGGUAGAAGGGGAGGCAGCCAUGCCUGUCCAGUCAGAUCCCUCGCAGCAGAGCAAUGUGCAACGACUGGCGGAACCUUCCCAGUUGCUAAAGACAGCUCUUGUCCACCUGAUAAACUACCAAGAUGAUGCUGAACUGGCCACCAGGGCAGUGCCAGAACUCACCAAGUUGUUGGGAGAUGAGGAUCCGGUUGUCGUGAACAAGGCGGCCAUGAUUGUCAACCAGCUAACCCGUAAGGAGGCCAGUCUCCGUGUGCUGGUGCAGUCUCCAGCCAUGGUGGCUGCCGUGGUGUGUGCCAUGACGACAGCAGCUGACAUGGAGACGGCUCGUUGCACAGCCAGUGUGCUUCACAGCCUAUCACACCAGAGGGAGGGACUGCUGGCCAUAUUCAAGGCUGGAGGGAUACCAGCACUGGUCCGAAUGCUAAGUUCACCAGUAGAAUCAGUCCUAUUUUACGGAAUUACCACUCUUCACAACCUGCUGUUGCAUCAAGAGGGAGCUAAGAUGGCUGUGCGUCUUGCUGAUGGCCUGCAGAGAAUAGUUCCCUUAUUGAAAAAGAGCAACCCAAAGUUUUUAGCCAUUACUACAGAUUGUCUGCAACUCUUGUCCUACGGAAACCAGGAAAGCAAGCUGAUUAUUCUAGCCAAUGGGGGUCCAGAGUGUUUGGUUUUCAUCAUGAGAAACUACAACUAUGAGAAGCUGCUUUGGACCACAAGUCGUGUUCUUAAAGUGCUGUCUGUCUGUCCCAGCAACAAACCAGCUAUAGUAGAAGCUGGAGGCAUGCAGGCUUUGGGGCAACAUCUUACAGGGUCUAGCCAGCGUCUGAUCCAGAACUGUCUAUGGACACUCCGUAAUCUGUCAGACGCAGCAACCAAACAGGAGGGAUUAGAUGGUCUGCUGCAGAUACUGGUCACUCAGCUGGGCUCAGAUGAUGUGAACAUGUUAACCUGUGCCACAGGCAUUCUGUCCAACCUGACAUGCAAUAACUCACGCAACAAGACACUGGUGACUCAGUAUGGUGGAGUGGAGGCAUUGAUCCAUGCUGUGCUUCGUGCUGGGGAGAAGGAGGAUGUUGCUGAACCUGCGGUCUGCGCCCUGCGGCAUCUCACCUCCCGCCACCAAGAUGCGGAGCUCGCCCAGAAUGCUGUGCGUCUGCACUAUGGUAUCCCAGCUAUUGUUAAACUACUGGGCCAGCCCCACUACUGGCCUGUAGUAAAGGCCACAGUUGGACUCAUCCGGAAUCUGGCACUGUGCCCAGCUAAUCAGGCAUCACUGAGAGAGGCAGGUGCAAUUCCACGACUGGUGAACCUGCUGCUCAAAGCUCACCAGGAUACACAAAGACAUGCCUCCUCUACACAGCACACAUACCAGGAUGGCGUUCGCAUGGAGGAAAUAGUAGAGGGCUGCACAGGAGCGCUUCAUAUUUUGGCCAGAGACCCUAUAAACAGAGGAGAGAUUUCCAGCAUGCAGACCAUACCACUGUUUGUACAGCUGCUGUAUUCGUAUGUGGAGAAUGUGAAAAGAGUGUCUGCAGGAGUACUGUGUGAGCUAGCCCUGGACAAACACUCUGCAGAGCUCAUAGAUGCAGAAGGAGCAUCAGCACCACUCAUGGAGCUGCUGCACUCGACCAACGAGGGAAUUGCUACCUAUGCCGCAGCAGUGUUGUUCCGCAUUUCGGAAGACAAGAGUUCCGACUACAGGAAGAGAGUGUCAGUGGAGCUUACACAUUCGCUGUUCAAGCAUGACCCUGCUGCCUGGGAAAUGGCCCAUACUGCAGUUCCUUUGGAGCCUACGUAUCUUCCAGAUGAGUUAGAUGGCUCUUACCCCCCAUAUGGCUAUGCUGAUCUGCCACUGGACACCCUGCCGCUAGACCCUGACCUCCAUGAGCCCUACAUUCCUGACAUGACUUAUGAUCCAAGACAGACCUACCCUGAGCCACUCUAACAGAAAAAAAACACACUGACAGAAAAAGAGAGCACUAAUAAAUCACAGGAAGAAAGCCUGAGCAUUGGAUGGAAGAUUGGAGGUUUUCAUCACAAAGGGAAUCAGCCUUUUCCAGCAAGGGAAAAAAUCCCAUUUGGAAAUCAAGAACUAUUGAAAUUGGUUGGUUAUCUAAACAAUGUUUAUUGUUGCUGUAAAUGAAAUAAAUCUAACUUUAUUAUAAUGUUUUACUGUUGGGAGAACAUGGAGGAUAUCUGAUGUUUUCAGGCAUUGUUACAUGGGUAACUUUUUGAAGCUAUUAGAUAGGUCAAAGUGCUUUACAAUGACAGUUGAGACAUGUGAGACAACCUCAGCUGAGAAUCCUUACCAAAUCUUUUCAUCUGCAAAGAUCUAGAAACAAGUCAGAAAACUUUAAUCUGUUGAACUUUAUGACAUGAGUGCUAAAAUGUGAUGCAAUGUCUGACAGCUCAUUGGUUUAGAUUUCUCUCCCCAUGUGUAUGGCAUAAGAAAAAUAUAUGUUCCAUUUGCCUCUUAUAAAUAAAAAAACAACGUGCUGCUAGGGUAAGGGUUAGGUUCUAUGCUUGUAUAGUGAAUAUGCACUUAUUUCGGACAUCCAAAUGAAAAUCAUAUCACAGAGGAAGUGUUGGUCAAAAAUUGACGCACAGUGGAGAUAAAGUCCGGUUAUUGAACGUAUGCUAGUUUACGUCUUAAAUCUAACUUAACCCUAACCAUACCCUACAUGGUUCAUUGGUGAAACUGCAGGUGGUUAAAAUUUAUACUUAACUAUGACCCAGAAUACUGAUACAACAGCAUUACUCAUCACAAGAAAUUUGAGGUCUUGUGAAUACCAAACAUUUAAUAGAAAACAUUUUCCUCCUUACUGGCGGUAUUGCUGCCAAAUGCUACCCGUGUAUCCUAGCCUUAAGCUGCUGUCCAGUAGAUGUCUCCUGCGUGUAUUUGAACAGUGCACAUGUCCAAGGGUGUCCAUGUGUGGUUGUUGCAUGGUAAUAUAUUGUGUACUGCCCCCGCCCACACACACACACACACAUACACACAUAUCUGGGUGUAACAAACAAUUGUGAUCACACCAACCAUUUGCAAAACUUGUGAACGGCAAAACCAUGGUCCCAGCUUUACUUUCAGUAAGAAGAUACUCUUGUCAGGUAUCCACAGAAAGUUAAUUGCAAAUUCCCUCCGCUUCAGUGUCAGACAACAAAGCUCACUUUUACAAAUUACUUUUGUAGCAAGGGGCGUGUCCAAUAUUUCAGAAUUUUCAAUAUGAAACUUGUCUAACUGUAUGUCUUUGGAAAUGGCGACAGGUGAUGGUGGUGUUGCAGAGUGUAAUCAUACAGUUGUAUGCAGAAUUUUACAUUUCUUCAUCAUUUUUGGCUUGAUUUCUUUGAA
This is a messenger RNA of Oreochromis aureus, 4136 nucleotides long. Its product is annotated as junction plakoglobin-like. The record is from RefSeq and is a predicted model, not a curated record. Bases 471 to 2735 code for a protein of 754 amino acids. Gene Ontology annotation, cellular component: catenin complex; adherens junction. Gene Ontology annotation, biological process: cell adhesion; positive regulation of transcription by RNA polymerase II. NCBI's taxonomy places the organism in Eukaryota, Metazoa, Chordata, Actinopteri, Cichliformes, Cichlidae. The transcript is spliced from 19 exons. Gene Ontology annotation, molecular function: transcription coactivator activity; cadherin binding; alpha-catenin binding.